Messenger RNA from Strongylocentrotus purpuratus (purple sea urchin), 2329 nucleotides. RefSeq names its product DNA replication licensing factor mcm7-A (gene mcm7). Bases 148 to 2322 code for a protein of 724 amino acids. The record is from RefSeq and is a predicted model, not a curated record. Gene Ontology annotation, biological process: double-strand break repair via break-induced replication; DNA strand elongation involved in DNA replication; DNA replication initiation. Gene Ontology annotation, molecular function: single-stranded DNA binding; ATP binding; single-stranded DNA helicase activity. The transcript is spliced from 16 exons. Gene Ontology annotation, cellular component: MCM complex; nucleus. NCBI's taxonomy places the organism in Eukaryota, Metazoa, Echinodermata, Echinoidea, Camarodonta, Strongylocentrotidae.
AUCACGUGAUAUAUUUCGCGCCAGGUUCGUCGGUACGAUUAUACACAAAAGACCGAGUCUCUGUCUGUUUACACGUAAUAUUUCGCUAAUUUUACCGUAUAUUUUGAAGUUUUACUUUAAAAAGGGGUAAAUACACAAGUUGUCAUCAUGUCAGCCAAAGAUUACAUUGCAGAAAAGGAAAAAUGCAAAGGAUUCUUGACAGAUUUCUAUGUUGAUGGAGGCAGGAAAGGAAAAAAGGACUUCAAAUAUGCACAACAAUUGGUGAGCAUUGCACACAGAGAGCAAGUGGCCGUCACCAUCGAUCUCGACGAUGUGUCCGAGCACGACCCAGAGCUGGCGGAAGCCAUCAUUGAGAACACCCGACGCUACAUCCAGCUCUUCGCUGAUGCUGUGCAUGAUCUUCUGCCCGACUACAGACAAAAGGAGGUCAUCCACAAGGAUGCGUUGGAUGUCUACAUCGAGCAUCGUCUUCUGAUGGAGCAGAGGGUGAGAGGACCAAACGCAGAGCAGCCUCGCGACGCAAGGAAUCAGUUCCCUGCUGAGCUCAUGAGAAGAUAUGAGCUGUACUUCAAGAUACCCUCACAACAGAAGUCCCUCUCUGUUCGUGACAUUAAGGCCAGCCGCAUCGGCAAGCUAGUCCAGGUCAGGGGUAUCGUGACCAGGUCAACAGAGGUCAAGCCCAUGAUGACCGUUGCUACGUACACGUGUGACCAGUGCGGUGCUGAGACAUACCAACCGAUCAAUUCCCCAAUGUUCAUGCCUCUUUUGACAUGCCCCAGCCAAGAGUGUACAACAAACAAAUCCGGUGGUCGUCUCUACCUCCAGACCCGAGGGUCAAAGUUCGUCAAGUUCCAGGAGGUCAAGAUACAGGAGCAGAGCGACCAGGUUCCUGUCGGGAACAUCCCCCGCAGCAUGACGAUCUACGCGAGGGGCGAGACGACGCGCCUGUGCAAGCCCGGCGAUCACGUCAGCGUGACCGGCGUGUUCCUUCCAAUGCUGAGGACAGGGUUCAGGCAGAUGUCUCAGGGUCUGCUCUCAGAGACCUUCAUGGAUGCACAUAGUAUCGUCAAGAUGAACAAAGCAGACGAUGAAGAGAUGUCCAUGGAAGAGCUAUCAGAGGAGGAGGUUCAACAGAUUGCAGAGGAAGAUUUUUAUGAGAAGCUUGCCAGCUCCAUCGCCCCCGAGAUCUACGGCAUGGAUGAUGUCAAGAAAGCCCUUCUCCUUCUCCUGGUCGGUGGAGUCGAUAGGUCUCCCAAAGGAAUGAAGAUCAGAGGAAACAUCAAUAUCUGUCUGAUGGGAGAUCCUGGUGUGGCUAAGUCUCAGUUGCUAGGAUACAUCGACCGUCUUGCACCAAGGAGUCAGUACACCACGGGUCGGGGGUCAUCGGGCGUCGGUCUCACAGCUGCCGUCAUGAAGGACCCUGUCACUGGUGAGAUGAUCCUUGAAGGCGGUGCCCUCGUGCUGGCCGAUGAGGGGGUAUGUUGCAUUGACGAGUUUGAUAAGAUGAACGAGACGGACAGGACGGCUAUCCACGAGGUGAUGGAACAACAGACCAUCUCUAUUGCAAAGGCCGGUAUCAUGACCUCCCUGAAUGCCCGAGUGUCCAUCCUGGCCGCCGCCAACCCUGCUUACGGCCGCUACAACCCUAAGAAGUCCCUGGAGCAUAACAUCCAGCUUCCCGCAGCUCUCCUCUCUCGAUUUGAUGUUCUCUGGCUCAUCCAAGACAAAGCUGAUAGGGAGAAUGACUUGAGGCUUGCCCAGCAUAUCACCUAUGUUCAUCAACAUUGCAAGCAACCUCCCACCCAGGUGAACCCACUUCACAUGAACCUUAUGAGGCGCUACAUCGCCCUCUGCAAGACCAAACAGCCAGUUAUCCCAGAGGCCCUAACGGACUACAUCACAGGGGCGUAUGUAGAGAUGCGUAAAGAGGCUCGUGGGAGCAAGGAUUCCACCUUCACCUCUGCCCGAACCCUUCUUAGUAUUCUACGACUUGCAACAGCUCUGGCUCGUCUGCGUCUGAUCGAGGUCGUUGAUAAGGAGGACGUGAACGAAGCGAUGCGUCUGAUGGAGAUGUCCAAGGAGUCUCUGAUUGGUCAAACAGAUACCGCAGCAAGGCCACAGCGUGCUGAGGACGUGAUCUACCGCAUCGUCUGCGAUGUGAUCUCCGAGCAGUCCGGCCGCAGUAUCAAGUACACCGAAGCGCGACAGGCCUGUCUGGCCAAGGGCUACACCAAUGACCAGUACGAGGAGGCCAUCGAAGCGUACGAGGAGCUCAACGUUUGGCAGGUCAACACGGCAAAGACCAAGAUCACGCUGGUCUAAGAAUAAU